AUGAACAUCUUGAACCAGCCCAUCGGCCCCGGCGGCGCCCACGCGGCCUUCCCGGCCGGCGCUGCCGCCAAGGACGGCGGCAUGCCGGCGUCGCUCCGCUUCGACGUCGGCCCCAGCACCGCCCACCGCGCCCCAAGGCGGCAGACGCAGACGCUGCUUCGGGCCAGCAGCAGCAGCUACGUCGGCGCCGGGCACGCGGACGAGGCCGCGGUCCAGAGCGCGGCGGAGCAGCAGAAGGCCGUCGUGCCGCCGUUCCAGCCGGUCACGCUCAACUUCCUGCGCUCGCUGCUGGACAGGGACAGCAUGACGUCCAUCGCGGAGGAAGGCGGCGAGGGCGCCGGCGUGGCCGCGGCCGCGCCCCCGCUGCACGCGCUGCGCGUGGUCGUGUCGUCCGCCGUGGCGCUCGACGCGCGCCAGACCGAGCUCAUCGCGCGCAAGAUGCGCCGGAUCACCGGCUUCGUCAACCUCGCCAUCGAGAACGUGGUGGAGCCGUCGCUCAUCGCCGGCUUCGUCGUCUGCUACGGCCUCGACGACUCGCACACCAUCGACCUCAGCGUCCGGGGCCGCCUCGCCGCGCUCAAGAACCGCGUCGACAGCUCCGACCACGACGACCGCCUGCACCCGCGGACGCCCGCGCCGCUCCAUUGA
This is a messenger RNA of Triticum turgidum subsp. durum (durum wheat), 648 nucleotides long. NCBI's taxonomy places the organism in Eukaryota, Viridiplantae, Streptophyta, Magnoliopsida, Poales, Poaceae. The record is from the annotation of a GenBank genome assembly.